AUGCCCUCCGCCAGUCCUGGUCCACGCCCCUCCGCGCGCCUCUUUCUCUCCGCCCUCCACCAGCCCAUCGCAGCCCUUCGCAUCCAACUCACAGGCGCACCGUUGCCGACAUCCGACCCAUUCAGAGCGCAUAUAUCGACCGCGCACGCGCACCGCGAUAACGAUGAAGUCCGCGUCCUCCAGAUCGCAAUCGAGGGCUGCUGCCACGGCGAGCUCGACGCUAUCUACGCCCGCAUAGCCGCGCUCGAGCAGGAAAACGGGUACAAGGUCGACCUCCUCCUCGUAUGCGGUGACUUCCAGGCGGUCCGCAACCUGCGCGACCUCCAGUGCAUGGCCGUGCCGGACAAGUACAAGCAGCUCGGCGGUUUCGCCAAGUACUACUCCGGGGAGGCGGCCGCGCCGAUCUUGACGGUGGUCAUUGGAGGAAACCAUGAGGCGUCGAACUACUUCUGGGAGCUGUACCACGGUGGAUGGCUCGCCCCGAAAAUCUACUUUCUUGGGCAUGCGGGGUGUGUCCAAGUAAAUGGGGUGCGCAUUGCAGGGGCGUCGGGCAUCUUCAAGUCCCAGGACUUCCACCAAGGGUACUCGGAGCGCCUCCCGUACACCCACGGCUCAAUGCGGAGCUUAUACCACAUCCGCCAGUUCAAUGUCCUCCGCCUCUCCCUCCUCACAUCACCCACCGUCUUCCUAUCGCACGACUGGCCGCAGGGGAUCGAGCACCACGGCGACACGCGCGGCCUCCUCCGCCGGAAGCCGUACUUCCGCGACGACAUCGAAAAGGGCGCGCUCGGCUCGCCGCCGAUGAUGGGCCUCCUCCGCACCCUUCGCCCGCACUGGUGGUUCUCCGCGCACCUCCACUGCCGCUUCGAGGCCGCGGUGGUGCACACCGGCGGGGGUGGGCCUGCGGACGGACAUGGGCAGGCACCCGUGGAGAAGAGCGCGGAGAAGACGAACCCGGAUGAGAUCAACGUCGACGAUGACGAUGACGAUGUCGAGGCACAGGCCGUGCCAGCUCCAAGAGACCCGCCGCCUCCGACAGAGGACACUACACGAGUAAACCCGGACGAGAUCACACUCGAAGACGAGGAAGAGGAGGUCGAGGCUCCGCCGCCACCCCCGCCGGCGCCGACCGUCACCCAGUUCCUCGCGCUGGACAAGUGCCUCCCGCGACGGCAGUUCCUCGAGGUUGUCGACGUCGACGCACCCGCCGGCCCGCCCACGCUCGCCUUUGACCCUGAGUGGCUCGCGAUCCUCCGCGCCUUCAACGCGCACAUGUCCCUCACGCGCGCACAGGCGCAGUACCCCGACGAGGCCGGGGCGCGCGCCGCGGUCGCGCACGAGCUCGCGUGGGUGCACGAGCACGUCCUCGCGGGCAAGCCGGACGGGUCGCUCAGAGUCGAGGAUGUGCAGCAGUUCGUGCGGACCGCGCCGGGCCCGGGGAGCGAGGGCGCGCAGGCGAGGGUGCAGCCGCCGCACUACCCGAACCCGCAGACUGCGGCGCUGUGUGCGCUGCUGCAGAUCGAGAACAAGGUCGACAAGGUUGCACCGGCUGCAGCGGGAGGGCCGUCGUAG
Molecule: messenger RNA, 1572 nt
Organism: Epithele typhae
Lineage: Eukaryota; Fungi; Basidiomycota; Agaricomycetes; Polyporales; Epitheliaceae
Product: DBR1-domain-containing protein
Exons: 8
Coding region: 1-1572 (523 amino acids)
Biological process (GO): mRNA splicing, via spliceosome
Cellular component (GO): nucleus
Molecular function (GO): RNA lariat debranching enzyme activity
Source: RefSeq, a predicted model, not a curated record